This is a messenger RNA of Exophiala dermatitidis NIH/UT8656, 3036 nucleotides long. RefSeq lists its product as uncharacterized. The transcript is spliced from 6 exons. The record is from RefSeq and is a predicted model, not a curated record. Bases 395 to 2917 code for a protein of 840 amino acids. NCBI's taxonomy places the organism in Eukaryota, Fungi, Ascomycota, Eurotiomycetes, Chaetothyriales, Herpotrichiellaceae.
CGCACAUCAUUGGCUUCUCCGCUACUACAUCUACACUUGUCCUACUAUCCCAGAUCUUACUUCAUCGUCCAACAUCUUGAUUAUCUGGGAGACACUCUGCUUGAACUUCCCUACUACUUGUGCUGGGAAAAAAUACUACAGCUCGUGCUAUACAUAUUCAUCGCCAUUCAAAUACUUCCAGCACUGCUCCAACAAAUCUGAAAGGCGCUCCAGCAUAUUGGAAUCUAUAUCAUCAAGCGCGACACUCUCAAGUCACCUCAUUGCUCCGCUAUCCACCGAGUCGUGGAUUACCUGACCAUUAUUCACUUCUCCUACUGGGUGGAAUGUGAGCAUCCUAUACGAGUACGAUAAUUAUGUCCACAGAGAGGGCACAAUAACCGGGUUCCAACCAUUGAUGACGUUUGUUCUGUCUGAGACUGGUAUCGUAUCGAUCCUUCUCCCCCGUAAAAUGGCACCAUUCGGAUCCCGUUCAGGAGGCGGCGGUACCUCAAGCUCCUCACACGUAUUCGGGAUCCCUCGCAAAUUCCGGCUCAACAGCCAACGGACCGAGACUGAGGCCCUUCUGGCGUCACAGCACGACGAGGAUGAAGAAGACCACGCCGAUAGCGACGGGUUAUAUCCGCCGCAUUGUACCUGGACCAGCAAUCAGGAUGAAAUGCCCAGGGCGGCGGAUUUGUAUCGGAAUGCUGAGUGUAAUGUUUAUGAGAAUAUUCUUCGCAUUCGAAGAGACAUCAUCAACAGUAUCGACGACCCAUACUCGCUCGAGCAGCUGAAAGCGCCGCGCAUGAAUAUAUCCGUCGUCCGGCCUCUUGUCGAUUCUCUGUUUGAGAAACAGGAUCUUUCACUCGUUUACUGUCUCCUCGUCAAUCGAAUGCAAUUCAUUCGCGAACAAUCCUCCGCCACGCAUCAUCAAACCGUCAAUCUUACCCGCGCACUGCUAUGCGAAUUGGUGGCUGAAAAGCUCCUGCGUCGCUACAAUGAACACAAUCCCGGCCCCAGAGGUCUGCUGAAGCUUGCAAACAUUCUCGUUGCUGGUUUCGAGCCGCUUCAAGGCGCUCCUCCGGAAAUCGUUGAGCAGAGCACUAGCCGGCCCAGUCGGUGGACGACCCAUCGAAAGGCCGCCAAUCCUGAAAAGAAGCUGACGGCUCUCGAAGUGGCCAUUGUCAGUGCCAGUAAGAGUUUUCUGGCCAGUAGUGCUUGCCAGAAAGUCGUCGAGGCCAUCUACCGUGGGAAACUGGUCUACACCCCCAGCAGUUUCAUCGAGGUCAUUCCAGACCGGUGGAAGAAGAGGCCCAUCUCGCUCUACGACCCGAGGAGGGCGCCCCUGCUGAAUCAAUAUCGUCUGGUGGUGCCACGGACGCGGAACAUCAUUGAGGUUUUCCAAUUUGUCGUUUUGCUCGGUUUGUAUAUCGCCGUCAUGGUGGCUCGCGAAACACGCAUGACUCCCCAGUACACUGUCGUCGAGGGAGUCUUUGACAUUUACGCUUCUGGCUGGGUCCUCGAUCAAGUGGCUUCUGUUCUUGAACACGGCUGGGGAGUCUACACUCAGAACCUCUGGUCGUUCCUUGAUGCCACGUUUAGCAUCAUCUUUGCCACAUACCUGAUUCUUCGGCUUCAUGCAUUUCGCAUCAGCGAUCAGACCGAGGCCACUGUUUGGGCUCGAACGUCGCUCGAUAUCCUCAGCUGCGCCGCGCCGGUUUUGAUCCCGCGGCUGGCGUUCAAUUUCAUGUCUGAAAACAUGCUGUUUCUGUCGCUCCGGGCCAUGAUGUCUGAUUUUUUGACGCUGUCCGCCCUUGCAGUGUGGUGUUUUGCAGGGUUCAUGUUAAGCCUGAAAUGGUUACACGCAGGAGCUCACUCGUCCGUCACGAUAGGAAAGUGGAUGAUAUGGAUUUGGUUCGGUCUUGACGGCACGGGCAUUGACGAGUCGGUGGACUUUCAUUGGCUUCUAGGGCCAGUAUUGAUGAUUCUUUUUGCCUUCCUGGGAAACACGCUGUUUCUGACCAUCCUCGUGUCAAUGUUGACCAACACGUUCAGCGGCAUAGUGGCCAAUGCGGUACAGGAGAUCCUCUUCCGGCGUGCGGUCUUGACGUUUGAAGGAGUUAAAUCAGACGCCAUUUUCGCAUACAUGCCACCGUUUAACAUCUUGGCACUGAUCGUCAUGCUCCCGCUCAAGCUGUUGGUCUCGGAGCGCAUGUUCCACAAGAUCAAUGUCGCAGCGGUCCGGAUCCUCAACUUGCCGACAUUGUUGGUCAUUGCAUGGUACGAGAGAAGGACGUUGUGGAUGUCGGAUAAGCACCGGCCACAUCGCGCCCAAAAGAUCGACUGGAAGAAUCCCAACGGGCCCAGAGCUACAGCCUCGCCGUAUUGGGCCAUCACAAGGUUCACUGCUCAUGGGGAGAUCUACGCAGUCUUUGAUAUCGACCCACCUCAAGCGGUCUUGGACAAAAUCGCCGAAGAGGACGAGCUAGAGUAUGGUUCUGGAAUAGGGAAGGCCUUGAACAAUAAUUUGAAUGAACGGUUUGAGUUUGUCCCGACAGCCCGACGGGCUAGUCAAUCUGUGGACCCGAAGAGACGAGAAUCCGUCGAUCAACGGGGAAACAGGAAGGAAAUGCAACGCACAAAAAGCGUCAAUCAGGAGUUCGGUGACUCGAGCGAGGCAGAAGACCAGCCUACUCAUCCACGUGGGUAUCGGAAGCUGAAACGUGGGGAGCGGAUGGAUUCUCUUAUUGACCUGAACGAUGAUGGCAACGAUAAGCUCAUGGAGGCUAAUGCCCGGCUCCAUAAGAUGGAAGCUGCCAUUGCAAGGAUCGAGGCGAUGUUGGUGCAAGUCAUGAAUGAGGAUGCCAGUUCGGGCAGCAGUAAAGGACAGGCUUCAGCCGAGUCGGAACAGGAGGCACAGACAAGCACGACCAAAUGAAACGAGAUAGGGUCUGGCGCCCAUCACAGAUUGACUGAAAUCAUUCUGCACUAUAAUUGAGGCGAUAAACAAAUAACAGACUCAGCACUGCAUAAUGACCACUCUCCAAUAGUAUCGUG